AUGGCGAACAGGGCUGCAGUUCUGCUCUGGGCUCUUGUCCUCCUCUCAGCGUCUUCAGCCGCCCAGACGCAGAAAGGCUUCUGGGACUACUUCAGGCAGAGCAGCGGGAACAAAGGCAGGGUAGAGCAGAUCCAGCAGCAGAAGCUGGUGCGGGAACCCACGCGCCUGAAAGACAGCCUUGAACAAGACCUCAACAAUAUGGGCAAGUUUCUGGAAAAGCUGGGCCCUCUGAAUGGGCAGGGGCGGGACCCUCCUCAGCUCCCACAGGAUCCAGUGGGCAUGCGACAGCAACUGCAGGAGGAGCUGGAGGAGGUGAGGGCACGUCUGGCCCCCUACAUGGCCGAGGUGCAUGAGCGCGUGGGCUGGAAUCUGGAGGGGCUGCGGCAGCAGCUGAAGCCGUACACGGUGCAGCUGAUGGAGCAGGUGGCGCUCCGCGCCCGGGAGCUGCAGGAGCAGUUGCGCGUGGUCGGGGAGGACACCAAGGCCCAGCUGCUUGGGGGCGUGGAUGAGGCUCGCAGAAUGCUGCAGGAACUGCAGAGCCGCGUGGCACACCACACCGGCCGUGUUAAGGCGCUCUUCCACCCGUACGCCGAGCGCCUGGUGACGGGCAUCGGGCACCACGUGCAGCAGCUGCACCGCAGCGUGGCGCCCCACGCCCCCGCCAGCCCCGCGCGCCUCAGCCGCUGCGUGCAGGUGCUCUCGCACAAGCUCACGCUCAAGGCCAAGACGCUGCACUCGCGCAUCCAACAAAACCUGGACAAGCUGCGCGAUGAGCUCAGUGCCUUUGCCAGCGCCGGCGCGGAUGGAGCCGAGGAGGGGGCCGGCCCCGAUCCCCAGGUGCUCUCUGAGGAGGUACGUCAGCGGCUCCAGGCUUUCCGCCAGGACACCUUCCUGCAGAUCGCCGCCUUCACCCGCGCCAUCGACCGGGAGACAGAGGAGGUCCAGCAGCAGCUGGCGCCGCCCCCGCCUGGCCACAGUGCCUUUGCUCCUGAAUUACUCCAAGCGGACCCCGGCAAGGCCCUGAGCAAGCUUCAGGCCCGUCUCGACGGCCUGUGGGAAGACAUCAACCACAGCCUCCACGACCAGGGCCAUGGCCGUCUGGGGGAGUCCUGA
Loxodonta africana (African savanna elephant) is the source of this 1113-nucleotide messenger RNA. RefSeq names its product apolipoprotein A5 (gene APOA5). The transcript is spliced from 3 exons. Gene Ontology annotation, biological process: positive regulation of lipoprotein lipase activity; very-low-density lipoprotein particle remodeling; cholesterol efflux. Gene Ontology annotation, molecular function: phosphatidylcholine binding; phosphatidylcholine-sterol O-acyltransferase activator activity. Gene Ontology annotation, cellular component: chylomicron; extracellular region; blood microparticle. The record is from RefSeq and is a predicted model, not a curated record. Bases 1 to 1113 code for a protein of 370 amino acids. NCBI's taxonomy places the organism in Eukaryota, Metazoa, Chordata, Mammalia, Proboscidea, Elephantidae.